UCUACCAAGCAGUGGGGAUCACAAGUGUAAUGGCUGGUGGAAGCUCGGAAGUGCAGCGGUUCUACAAGGACUGUGGGGUCUUUGUGACCGGCGGGACGGGUUUCCUGGGCAAGCUGACCAUAGAGAAGAUCCUCAGGAGUUGUCCUGAUGUCAGGAAAGUGUACGUCCUGAUACGGCCUAAGAAAGGUUUAUCCGUAGAAGAAAGGAAAAAGACACUACUUGACAAUGUGAUGUUUGACCGCAUGAAGCGCGAGCGGCCAGACUCGGUGGACAAGAUAGUGUUCGUGGCCGGAGACAGCUCUAGUCCUCGCCUGGGCCUCAGUGACUCGGACUACCACCACCUGACCCAACAUGUCCACAUCGUGCUGCACCUGGCCGCCACGGUCAGGUUCGACGAGAAGAUGAAAGUGGCAAUAAACACAAACAUCAAGGGCACUAUGGAGGUCAUACAUCUGUGCCAGGAAUGUAUAUUACUUAAAGCAGCAGUGUUUGUCACCACUGCAUUCUCAAAUUUAUUCGAUCGUGUAGUGGAAGAGAAGUUUUACGACUCACCGAUGCAGCUGGAAGAAAUAGUUGCACUCAUGGGCGGUCUCUCUGAACAAGAACUUGAAAUUCUGAGUCACAAGAUCACAGGUCGUUGGUGUAUCCCAUAUUUGUUCUCAAAGGCAGUAACAGAAAAUAUGAUAUUAACACAUUCAAAAGGAUUACCAGCUGCAAUUGUGAGGCCAUCAAUGGAUAAUGGCGGACGUCAGUGGCAAUGCAGAGAAGCCAUGACAAAAAACGAACGCGGCAUUCAAGGAAAACAAAAGAUGAUGAAAAUUAGAGGACUAGCAUAUAAAUCCUACAAAAAUAUUGGCAUGUGUGCCAAGUUUCCUUUACAACAGGUAAGAGAUUUACUACACUUACCCACAUUAUAUUUACGUACAGUAUUUAUAUUUAAAAAAACGACAUGUCGUACUAUUAAUAUCUAGCAACAUCAGGGUAACAUGAUCUCUGCAUGGUAAAUACAGUCAUUUUAAUGGUGUAUGUAACAGAAUAUUAUUAGUAGAAAAAUAUGUCACACAUUAGUGCAAUACACAAACUGGUACAUAUACAGAGCUGUAAUGAAAUAAUUCAUUUGCACUGCUUACUACCGAGUGGGGUGAUGCAACAGUAGGUAACACGUUGCAGUCGGGUUUUGCAGGACGGGGGUUCAAAUAUACCACUCAAGCCAUCCUAAUUUUGAUUUUGCAUUAUUGCCUAAAAUAAUUUGCAGGUAAAUGCUAGAAAUAUUAAUUAAUUACUUAACAUAGGCGACGGUAAAGGCCCCCCCCCCCCCCCCCCCAAAACUCUCCCUAGUUUAUCACUUGUCUGGAGGAAAAAUUUGGUCAGCUCUUAACAAUCAGGAAUUUUUGCACUUGAUUUUAAGCAACUGCAAAUACUUAUUGACAAAAAUAAGUCCGCAGAGAUUAUGUUUUCUGACAAUCGUACAAGACAUUACCCUGGAAAGUUUUCAGACGAAGAUCAAUCUAGUAUCAGGGACCACAUAAACACUUUUCCUCGUGAAAACAGCCAUUAUAGUAGAGCUCGGUCCAGUAAGGAGUAUUUAAGUCCUGACCUAAAUGUUGACAGAAUGCAUUCACAUUACAAAAUGAUGUACCUACAGUCAACUGUAAGUUACCUAUAUGUGUUAUCGGAAAGUUUUCAUCAAAGAUUUCCCUAGUAUAUCAUUCCGGAGACCUAGGAAAGAUACCUGUAAAGUGUGUGAUCGUUUGAACAUUGAGGUGAAAGGUGGUAUCCCAGAAUCUAUGCGGGCCAAAACCACACAGGAGCUUCACCACAGGAAAGCAGAUAAAGCACAGACACUUUUAAAGAGCGAUAUAUCUUCAUUCACAGCUGCCUGACAGCAAUACAUGCUGCAUUUCAAUAGAUUUAGAGCAGGUUAUGUUUGUGCCCACACUAACCCAUUCCGAAAUGUUUUAUCUCCGUCAGUUGUCUUGCUACAACUUCGGCAUAUCUGUAGGUGACACCAACGAUUCCUUCAUGUGUAUGUGGGCCGAAACAAUUGCAGGGAGGGGAGGCAACGAGAUUGCUUCAUGUCUUCUAAAAGUAUUAUAUAACAGAAAUGUCACAAACAAAAAAAGACUUAUAGUUUGGAGUGACAACUGCGUGGGACAAAAUAAGAACUGUAUGAUAGUAUUUUUGUUCCUUUUUCUGGUGGCUAUUGGACUAUUUGAGCAUAUCGAGCAGUGAUUUCUUUUUAAUGGGCACAGCUUUCUCCCAAGUGAUUUGGAUUUUGCUAUCACUGAAAGGAGAAAACGAAUCACUAAAGCCAUUAUUCCAAGUGACCUACACCAAAUAAUAUGAGAUGCUAGAGUGAAAAAACCAUUUCACGUAGUUCCCAUGAAUCAAUAUGACUUUCUUGACUUUCAGAUAACAGCUGACAGUGUAAUAUAUACAAAGAAUCUUAACAUUUCUAAAGCUGUCUCUAUCACCUAUGAUUCUGACUUAAGUACUAUGGUAUAAAAGACUCUCAUUCCGAAUUGGAAACAUGUAGGAAGAUCAAGAUAUUGAGGAAAAGGAAAACUGUGUUGGACAUACGGAAUGCAAUUUUAGAAGCUACUUUUAAAAAAGUUAGCAUUACAGAAGA
This is a messenger RNA of Bacillus rossius redtenbacheri, 2629 nucleotides long. Its product is annotated as putative fatty acyl-CoA reductase CG5065. Bases 30 to 971 code for a protein of 313 amino acids. Lineage: Eukaryota; Metazoa; Arthropoda; Insecta; Phasmatodea; Bacillidae. The record is from RefSeq and is a predicted model, not a curated record. The transcript has 5 exons. Gene Ontology annotation, cellular component: peroxisome. Gene Ontology annotation, biological process: long-chain fatty-acyl-CoA metabolic process. Gene Ontology annotation, molecular function: alcohol-forming very long-chain fatty acyl-CoA reductase (NADP+) activity.